UGUACUCGGAAGAGAAGUCCAAGAAUAAAUCCAAGAAGAGGGCUAAUAUCAAUAAGGUUACUAUAGAUUCAAGCUCUGAGUCAGGUUCAGAUAUUAACUCUUCUGAUAAUGAUUCUCUGGAUCUGUUUCGGAAGAAUCCUCAACUAAAUCCGAUGAUAUCUAUUCAAAAGAUCAUACUAAAUAUGCUUGAUGGUAUCGCACCUAUAGAUUGGAUAGAGAAACUCAAAUUCAAGAUCGAUAAUCCAUCUAGUAUCCCCCCAUCUACUUCAAAACCGGACUUUAUAAAUUAUCGAGAACCAGUUUCCGAGUCAGAUGGCGAAGAAGAGACAUUGGACGAUCCUAUGGAAAUGGAUCUCGUCCAAAAGAAAGAACCAGCUACAGAUGUUGUUACCACAAAGUGCAAAAUCAAAAAAUUAGUAAUUCCAGCAGCCACAGUAGACCCUGGUGCAAAUUUCCCAAUAUGA
This is a messenger RNA of Paraglomus brasilianum, 464 nucleotides long. The record is from the annotation of a GenBank genome assembly. NCBI's taxonomy places the organism in Eukaryota, Fungi, Glomeromycota, Glomeromycetes, Paraglomerales, Paraglomeraceae.